UCUCUCUCCCUCUCUCACUCCCACUCUCUGUCUGCACAUCUGGAGCGAUGGAGCAGUCCUGAGUGGAGCUGCAGGUUCGAGCAUUUGGACUAAAAGCCUUCUGCGCAAAAAGCUGGAUUUUAAUCGGAAUAUUGCAGGACGGAGAAGUAAGGUGAGUAGAGAAGAGUGUGGAGGUUUGGCCAGACCACACACACACACACACACAGGACUGUGGGAUUCUUUUGGGACUUUUUGCUCAGAAGACAGUGUGUAUUGCAUGUGUUAGGGAUGAUCUGGAGGUGUGUGUUGUGUGCGCUUCUGCUGUGUUGGGCUCUCGGAGUCGAGCCUGAGCACCAGCAGGAAGAACAACACACAGGGCAGACGAAUAAAGAAACUGAGAAAUCCCGGAAGGAAAAGACGGGGCCACUGUGUCCGGAUCAGUGCAGCUGCACAGCAGAGGAAGCUGUGGACUGCGCCGGGGUCAAUUUAUCCGAAUUACCGUCAGAGAUACCGGAGAACACACGCCAUCUCUCACUGCAGAAUAAUCAGAUCGCAGAGAUCAGAGCAGAGGAUCUCGCAAGACUCCUUCAUCUGGAGACGCUCAACCUGCAAAACAACCGUCUCACCACGCAGGGACUUGAAGAUGACGGGUUUGAAGUUCUGGAGCAGCUCAGUUAUUUAUACUUGGCGAAUAACCAGCUCACAGCAGCACCCAGAUAUCUUCCACCAACACUGGUCAGCGCAGACUUCGCCGCGAACCAGUUGACCACCAUCUACCCCUAUACAUUUGGCCAGAAACCGGGACUGAAGUCAGUGUACCUUCACAACAACAAGCUGUCCGACGCAGGUUUACCUGAGGGAAUGUUUAACGGUUCAAACAAACUGGAGGUGUUAAUCCUUUCCAGCAACUACCUGCGCUAUGUCCCUAAAGGCCUGCCGAUUGCACUCUUCCGUCUUCAUUUAAAGAAUAACAAACUGGAGAAGAUUCCAUCAGGUGCAUUCGAGAACCUGCCUCAUCUGAGAGAACUGUACCUGCAGAACAACCUCCUGAGCAACAGUGGCAUGGAUAACACCACGUUCAGUCAUCUAAACAGACUGGAGUACCUGGACCUGUCCAACAACAAUCUGACUGCAGUACCUUUAGGUCUCCCCCGGACCCUAAUGCUGCUCCACCUGGAGAAAAACUACAUCACCUCUGUCAAGGUCGAUUCCCUUAGUGCUGUAAAGGAUCUCCAGUACCUUCUGCUUCACCACAACCGGCUUCGUGCUCGCUACAUCCACCGUGACGCCUUCCGUGGUCUCAAGCGCCUCCACACGCUCCACCUGCACCACAACCUGCUGGAGCGAAUCCCUCUGGGCCUGCCGCGCCGUGCCCACACUCUCGUACUGCUCCGAAACUUUAUCAGUGAGAUUGGACGAGAUGACCUCAGCACUCUUUACACGCUCAAUGAACUCAACCUCAGCUACAACCGCUUGACGAGUGAACGCCUUCAUCGCCACGCCUUCAGGAAACUGCGUGUGCUGGAAGUUCUGGAUCUGUCAGGGAACAAGCUUAGCACGUUGCCACUCGGGCUUCCGAAGAGCCUCCACCUCCUGCGGGUGAAGGAUAAUCAGAUCGCUGAGCUGCCAGAGGGUGCGCUGACGGGUAUGAGCAAACUGAAGGAGCUCCAUCUUUCUAAUAACCAGAUCAAACUGGGCUCUAUCUACCAGGGGGCGUGGCAGGAGCUUGGUUCUCUCUUGACUCUUGAUCUGUCAGGUAACCUGCUGUCUCAUGUCCCUGCUGAUCUUCCUGAGUCUCUGGAGUACCUUCAUCUGGAAAACAACAGGAUCAGCAGCAUCUCUGCCACAGACUUCAUCAGUACCCCAAACAUCAAGAGCAUCUUCCUGAGGUUUAACCGUCUUUCUGCUCUCUCCGUGGCUGAGGACUCCUUCUCUCACCUGUCCAAGCUACAGGUGUUGGACAUCGGACACGGAAACACCACACCUCGCCGUAACCACGAAGAUGAGUCGGUGGAAGACUACACGGAAAACGAGGAAGAAGAGGUGCAACCGAAAAAACGAUAAACUGAAGAAAAAACGUUCUAAUGAGAUUUAUACUGCAUAGAGUGUAGAUGAUGGAGGUCAUGUGACUCUGAGUAUUAAUAAUAAUAAUAUAAUGAUUCAAUACUGUAAUUAUUAUUGAUGAUAUGAGAGUGUAGAUGAUAGAUGUCAUGUGACUCUGAGUGUUAGAUGAUGCGAGUCGGAGCAGCUCAGCUUUUAAAAAUAUGUAAAUUCUUUUGCCUUUAGGAUAAAUUUGCACAUCAUUUGCAGCAAGUGUAGAGUGCAUUGCUCUGCCUCGUUUAUCUCGGAAACCACUUUUACUUCCUCUCUGAAAUGUCAUUUGCCUCACAGCACUAUGGGAAAAAAACAUGAACGCUCUAAAGGAAUUAGCCGUGACGGAUUAUUGUUAUUUUAUCUCUUUAACUUUUCUGGAGCAGAUUGAUUUCUCUUGGAACUGUUGGCUUUUUUAUUUUAAUUGAAAACAAAAGCUACCAGCGAGCAGGAGAUGAGUUGUGUGGCGCCGAGAACAAAACCUUCAAUCAGACAUUUUUACCUUUUUUGUCUAUAAAAAAAAUACU
Messenger RNA from Hemibagrus wyckioides, 2597 nucleotides. It is a transcript of the gene podn, whose product is annotated as podocan. The record is from RefSeq and is a predicted model, not a curated record. Lineage: Eukaryota; Metazoa; Chordata; Actinopteri; Siluriformes; Bagridae. Gene Ontology annotation, molecular function: protein binding. Bases 268 to 2043 code for a protein of 591 amino acids. The transcript has 10 exons.